AUCAACAUGGCGGAUCUCGUAUGGAGUUUUGGUGGUAAUUUUCUCGCCGUUGUUUGCAGUGCUGGGGCUAAAGUUCUGGAUGUAAGGCAAUAUGACUAAAAUUUUAGGCAACAUGACUCAAGUUUCAGGUGACUUGACUUUAAGCGAGAUGAAUUUUGGAGAUGGAACCUGCAAGUUUUCUCAUGCUGUUAAUUGUGAACCACAGUCAGCUUUACCAGAUGAUGCCAGCACAUUGGGACAUGGAGUACUUAGUUGUUUUUCAAAGUCAGGGGGGUUAUUUGCCCUUUGUACUCCACACAAAGAAUUAUUCAUUUGGCAGACAAAUGACUGGAAACUGCUAAACAAGAGAGAGGUCAUUAGAAGAUCAACAGUUAUAUUAUUCACAAAUAAGGAGGACAGCAUUAUAGUCAGCAACAAAGGAGGAGAUGUCUACAGGUUUUUUGUGCAUGAUAUUGUUAAAGAAAAAGAACUACUGUUGGGACAUGUUUCCAUGAUUUUAGACAUGGUUCUUACUGGAGACGACAAGUUUUUAAUUACAUCAGAUAGAGAUGAGAAGAUACGAGUCAGUUGUUUCCCAAACUCUUAUAACAUCCAUACAUUUUGUCUUGGACAUUUAGAUUUUGUCAGCUGUUUAGCCUUGUUAUCAGGAAGUCAAAACAUUCUUGUGUCAGGUGGAGGGGAUGGGACUGUAACAUUCUGGAAUCCUGAUUCAGGCAAAGAGAUAACUUCCAAAAAGCUAGAAUAUUCAACAAAAGAUGUCAAAGAGGAAAACCAAGAGGAAGACCAGCUCUGUUGUCCCAUUGUUUCAUCCUUAACUUGCUGUUGCAGAAAUUCAGUGGUGUGUGCUAUUAUAGAAAGAUGUAAAACCAUUUAUUUAUAUCAUGCAAGUCACAAAGAGGCGAGAACCCUCCCUUCUGUAGAAGCCAGUGUACCCCCCUGGAGUGCAGUAUUUGACCCAGAGGGUAGACUUUGGUGUGUACAGCCCUACCCUGAGGAAUCUGUGUUGGUUUUUGAACCUUUUGGAGACUUACCAGACUUAAUGUUCGUAAAAUUGACGUCAGACUUUUCACCGCUUCUGUCAUCAGUUAGCGACUGGAACUAUUUAAAAGGUAGUUUAAAUCAGGAGCGUAAACUGGAUUCUCUGAGAAAGAAAGAGGUCGACAAUUUAACGGAAUACCUGGCAAGAAAAGAAGAACGAAUGGAAAAGAAAAAUAACAAGAAUAAACUGCAAGACAACGGUCAUGCCAAAAUGGACGACUCCACCAUUGAACCGACCACAGAACGUGAAGCAAAGAGACCAAAACUUGAGGCAGCAAGUUGACUUGGCCAACUUAAUACUCUUGUGUAUCCCAUGAAUCAAACAAAACUUACCAAUGGCUUGGAGUAAUUAUCGAUUUCAUCGAAACUAGCAGCGUACCAGAAUUCCAAAGGGUUUUUAUUGCCAAAACAAUACAUGUAGUCUUUCAGAGAAGAGGCUAAGAAAUUAUGCCGUCAGCUCUGCUACCGGCUGAAAUUUCUGGUGGCUCAAAGGUGGUGAACGAUUGUAAGUGUGUAACCUCGGAGGUGCCCGUUGUGCUUUACUAAGCGAUCCCCUCACAAAAUCCGUCCGGCGACCGUCGCUUUAUUCAUCUUUUUUAAUUCUAUCUCGGCAUUUACAUCUUGCCUUUUAAGGCUUUCUUCUGGGAGCCGAAAAAUUACUUUUAUGAAAAAUUUUUAAACAGACAGCGCUCUUCUAUUGUUAGUUUUAUUUUGGUUGAGCUCACGAGUGCUGAAUUUAUUUUAUAAGUGAUUAUGCCAUUGUUUACCAACUCUAAAAGACUGACCUUUUUCAGUUGCAUUUGCGCAGUUUGAGUUUACACCUUCAUUUUGAUGUUUGGCCUGUUUUUUUUCGAUAGUUCAAGGCAAUAUCUGUCCACACCAGUUAAUGAUUUUCUAGAACCAUUGGAAAAGAUUGUUUAAAUACAAGUUAAUGAAUUGUGAAUAUCUGUUAGAGUAAAGAAGAAAAAAAAAAUCGAUUUUACUGAGCGUCUUUGGGUUUUGUUUCUGAAAGUAGUUAUUUUUUACAGCUCAUGUAUCCUUAUUUGACGCUUCAAAGGUAACUGAAGUUCUUCACGUGGAUCGCUUACCAUUUCAAGGUCAGAACUGAUUAAACAAACUCUUCAAUGGAGGCUUAGACAUGCCUGCCUGACAGUUUUUGCUUGA
Molecule: messenger RNA, 2202 nt
Organism: Stylophora pistillata
Lineage: Eukaryota; Metazoa; Cnidaria; Anthozoa; Scleractinia; Pocilloporidae
Product: tRNA (guanine-N(7)-)-methyltransferase non-catalytic subunit wdr4
Biological process (GO): tRNA modification; RNA (guanine-N7)-methylation
Cellular component (GO): tRNA methyltransferase complex; nucleus; cytosol
Molecular function (GO): protein binding
Source: RefSeq, a predicted model, not a curated record